This is a messenger RNA of Daktulosphaira vitifoliae (grape phylloxera), 2468 nucleotides long. RefSeq lists its product as uncharacterized. The coding region runs from base 87 to 2468 and encodes 793 amino acids. The transcript has 4 exons. The record is from RefSeq and is a predicted model, not a curated record. Lineage: Eukaryota; Metazoa; Arthropoda; Insecta; Hemiptera; Phylloxeridae.
AAAUGAUUAAAUUUUAAAAUUAUAGUAUUCAAAAAGGACCGAAAUCUGGUAUACUGAAGAAAAAAAAAGAAACCAUUACUACACAAAUGUCUAUUGACAACCCAAAUUACUCAUUUAAUUUCGAUACUUACGAGCAAGGUCAAAAUUGUUCAAUGCCGAAUAUUAUUUUAAAUCAAUUUUUCGACAUUCCUGGCGAUGGAAAUUGUCUUUUCUAUUCUUUAAUUAAAGUAAUGAACUUAUCAAUUUCCUCGCUAGAACUAAGAAAGCUACUCCUACAAUCAGAAUAUUUGCACACAUGCCAAAGUCCAUCUAGUGCUCAGACAAUAUUAAGUAGUGCAUCUGAGUAUGGAGAUUUGGACUGCAUAUUUAUUUUUUCAAAAGAAUACAAUCAAAACAUCUGCGUGCACUUUCAUUUUUUUAACAGCGUCUCUAAAAAAUCAGAUGUCAUAUUUUGUCAUUUUAAAUCAAAUUAUUCAUCAAAUUUCAUUCAUCUGCAUUUACAAAACAACCAUUUCACACCAUACAUUGAAGUAGGCCAAUUUAUUUCGAACGAUAGAGUUAAUGAUCAUGAAAUGGUUGAUCUAUCUAUUGAAACAGAUUUAAAUAGUGUUAACAACGAUGAUGAUAAUGUAGAUUGCGAAAACAAUGACGAUGGCAAUAAUAACGACGAAGAAAACAUGCCAAUUGACGAAGCUACAGUUACUUUACCAAUUUACACACGCUAUUAUGAACAUGCGAAUGGUCACUUACAAUUUCACCGUAAAUUUAAAAACAAUUCUUUCGGACAUUCCUGUGCUGUUUGUAAUAGGCUUUGGUGGAAAGGUGAUCUAAAGAAUACGACUGAUGCUCAUGCAGAUAUUCUACAGAAUAUAUUGCCGAAUUUUAAUAUUGGUUCCACUUUUAAAAUCUGUUCAACGUGUAGAAGUGCUUUAGACAAGGGAAAAAUCCCAUUAUUAUCAACGUACAACGGUUUUUCAUACCCAAAAAUUCCACUUCAUUUGCCUAAAUUAAAUAUUAUUGAACAGCGGCUAAUUUCACCAAGAAUACCAUUUAUGCAGAUACGGAGAUUGAGGCACAUGAAUGGACAGUAUGGUAUUUAUGGACAAAUAAUUAAUGUUCCUGUUAAAGUUGAUACUAUGGUAAAGCAGUUACCCAGAAAUCUCGAAGAUGAUCAUUGUUUUUAUGUUCAUUUAAAAAAAAAAUUAAUUCAUAAAAGCAGCUACGUCCAUGGGCUAGUUAGUAAAAAGAACAUCAAAGAAUGGUUAUCUUAUUUGGUAAAAACACCACUUUACAUUCAUGAAAAUAUUACCAUCAGUGAAGCAUUUCUGAAUAAUUAUUCAGAUACUGAAAUUAAUAAUGAUAUUUCAAUUGAAGAAUACAGUGAACAUGUUCCAAUUGAAGAUAAUCUGACUGCUCAGCAACAAACUAUGUUAUGGAAUGAAGAUGAAAUGUUACUAAUGGCACCAGGCGAAAAAAGUGCCCCAAAAAGUCUUUUAUUUGACCAGUAUGCUGAAGAGCUUUCAUACCCUACGAUUUAUGGUGGACAGUUCAGAAAUUAUAAAGAGGGAUGCAAUGUAACUUCUUUUAUGCAAGCUACCAGCGAACUACGACGUGCAGAUCGCCGUGCCACAGACCCUCAACAUCUUUUGUAUGUAGCAGCAAAAAUUAUGAGACAACGAGUUAGCAGCUCUGUAAACGUUGCUUUUAAACAUGUUGGAAGCAAUACUAAAAUUACUAAAGCAGACAUUCAAUCUGAAGAAUACAUUAAUUGUUGUAUAGAAAGUAAUCUCGCAUUUCUUCGAUGUAUACCAAACUCUGCUUGGUAUUGGACUGAACGGAAAAAAGAACUUUUUGCUAUGAUUAGGCAAUUAGGAGCACCGACUGCUUUCAUGACACUUAGUGCAAAUGAAACAGGAUGGACAGAUUUACUAAAAAUACUAUAUAAACUUAAAAAUAAUGGAGUGGAUAUUUGUGAUGAAUUUUUAUCAAAAAUGUCUUAUGUACAAAAAGCUGAACUAGUUAAUGAAGAUGCAAUUACUUGUGCUAUUUAUUUCAACAAGCUAGUAAAUUGCCUAAUGAGUAUUUUACAAAGUAAAAGAGGCAAUCCAUUUGGUAAAUAUAGAGUGUGUCAUUUUUUUAAACGUAUUGAAUUUCAACAUCGAGGAAGUCCACAUGCUCAUAUACUUUUAUGGUUUGAUAAUGCGCCUGAAGAUUUACUAAAUAACACUCGAGAUUUUAUCGAAAUGGUAGACUCAUUAAUUUCGGUAUCUGAAUCAGAGGCAUCCGGAAAUAUUAAAUUACAAACACACAAACACACUUUUACAUGUUACAAAAACAUGAAUCCUUUAUUACCGCGGAAAAAUCAAGGCUUAAAUGAAGAAAAUCCUUUAUUUAUAGAGUUGAAUAUACAAAAUCAUCGUUAUUAUGUUCAAGAUGAAGUGUUGUGUCCAUUUGCAUUUGAUUUUUAA